Molecule: messenger RNA, 2730 nt
Organism: Symbiodinium sp. CCMP2456
Lineage: Eukaryota; Dinophyceae; Suessiales; Symbiodiniaceae
Source: the annotation of a GenBank genome assembly
AUGUAUGUUCUGCAGUAUCCCCUGAGGCCCAGCUACAGACCUUACGGGGAUCAAGGGGUGCUGGACAAAGUCGAACUAAAGCCGAAGUCUCGCCGUCUCAGAUUUGCCUACAAGCUGCAUCAAAACGAUCACUACGCGGAGGAGGACGUCGUGCAGGAAAAGUACGAGCAGCGGCAUACCCUGAACUCCACUGUUGUAGCAAAUCCUGCAUGCAGCUAUGCGGUGGGAGUCAUCCGUCAGGGCCGGAUGACACUGACACCUAUCCGUGCAGUGAACCAGCUGCGGCCAGACUUCGAAGACUUCGAGAAGUUGAAGAAGACCGCUGAUCGGGGGCCCCCGCCCGGGCCCCCGACCGGCGCCGAAGCCGAAGCAGCCCGGGCGAGGGCCUCCGACAGCGAGGAAGAGCCUCCGAUGCCAGAGGCUCCAAUGGCUGCAGCUCCAGUUCGGGUAGAGUACCUCAGCGGCAAGGGUGCGCAGGGUGCGCAGGCAGAACAGAUGGCCAAAGCAGCUGACACGGAAGAUGCAUGGAAGAGGCUCGACUUCUUCGAUGCAAGUUCUCCAGAGUCUGCGGACAUCUACCUGCAACACAUCGUCUUCGCUGCCACCGAGGCCGCAGAGGCCGACAUGGAAGGCUCCGCGCCAGAGCACCCGAAGCUUCAAGCACUUGAGCUCGAUGGUGACAACGUCUCUUUUCUGAGAUCCAUGUGUGGGCAUGCGGAGGAGCGCAACCGACUUCGGCAGUUGCGCCAGAAGGCUUCUGUGAAUCAGGAUGGACUCAGUUCAUAUGUCCUUAGUAAGAUGCCAGCCGAGAGACAAGUAGAGGCCAUUGUGAGGCAUUUCGGAGUGGCCUCCUAUACGCAUCAUGUGCGAAAGAGGCUGCCCCAGAGCACUCUUCGAAGCAUUGGCUCAGAUGUAGCCCUCAUUACAAUGCUGCAAGACUGUGCUGUUCUGGUUUGUGGAAACUGGGUCUUGAAAUCCAAGCUGGCGAACUUCGAGGGCAUGGAGGCGAACGCGAGGGACCUUCUGCUUUCCAUCCUCAACAAGAGGGCAGGAAGGCUACCCCCUGCGGAUGUUUCAAAAUGGAGCAGUGUCUGUAGCCGAUCUUCCUCACGAAUGGCACCCGCCGCUGAGGUCAUGUCCGCGCAGCGGCGGCAUGACCCUACAUCUGAGUCCGGCUGGGUCUCCUCCUAUGCAAUGCUGAGUCUUUGCAAGGCGCCCAGCGACACCACCCGCAGCCCAACUCAGUCGGAGCCCUCCUCGAGCUGCCCGUCGACACCACCCACCAGGUGCAACAGCAAGCCUCUUGCUGCUAGACUGCGGAACUACGAUUCUGUGGCCAAUGAAGAGAUGUGGAAAUGGUUGUGGCUCGACUUCGCUGCGCCAGUGCAAGCGUCUGUUCCACGGCUGAUCAGGAAGUCCAUGCGCAAGUGCUCUAAGAGCUCUGCGAGUUUAGCGAGUCUGGACUCCAUGGACAUCGAGGGGCUUGACACCAUCACCGAAGAGCAUAGCGUGGGCUUAUCACGCAACUCGCUGCUCGGGGAGGGGUCUCUGGGAGCUGCUGUGUUCACUUUGGUCUCCUCGGCCAUGGGCGCCGGCUGCCUUUCGCUUCCGUUCAUGCUGAAGAACUCAGGUAUCAUAUCUGGACUGUUGAUGCUGGGACUGGGGGCAGUCUUGGCACACCUGUCGUUGGUAGUUCUGAUGAGCUGUGCCCGAUAUACAGAGUCGGAAAGCAUGGCCCAGCUCGUGGCAUUGGCACGCGGGCGGGGAUCCGGGCGCAUCGUGGAUGUGGUCAUUGCUGUUUAUGGGAUAUCGGCAGUACUUUGUUACCUGAUGUUCAUCGGCGAUUUUUUUCUUGGCAUUGCUAGGUCGCCUCUCUUGGAUCUGCAGGUCUCAAGGGAGACCCUCAUAGUCUGCAUUGCGGUCACAGUGGUUUGGCCGCUCUCUCUGCCGCGGCGGCUCUCAGCCCUUCGAUACGUUUGUGUGUUGAGCGUGCUGGCCAUCGGCCUCACUGCCUUGGUCGUUACCUGGCGAGCGCCGAGCUAUGCUCAGCUCAGGAGUGCUGCGGCUGAUAAGGACGAGAAGUGGCAGCUCGUCUGGUGGAACAGCGACCCGUACGCGGCUCUGCAGUCCUUCAGCAUUGCCUUGUUCUCUUUUGCGGCGCACACGAAUGCAGUACCCGUUGCUACUGCAUUGAAGCAAGCGGAUGGUGGAAGCAUCUGGCGAGUCUCUCUGUAUUCAGUGUGUAUCGAGUUGGUCUUCUACACACUGAUGGGCUUGGCUGGAUAUGUCUCUUUUCGAGGAUACACCGAGCAGGACUUCAUCCUCAAUUACCGAAAUGAUGACAUGCUGAUGUUCUUGGUGCGUUGCAUUUAUGGCGUGGUUGUCUGCCUGGGAGCACCGAUCAACUUGUCACCCGCCGCCUCAAGCAUUUUGGGUCUUCUGGGCAGCGAGCGCAGGACCCCCAAGAGGCACUUCAUUGUGGUGACUUCAAUCAUUGCCAGCUGCGUCUGCGUGGCGCUCUGGAGUGAGAAGGUGGCAGACGUGAUCGGCCUGAUUGGUGCCAGCUUUGGCUCGCUGAUCGUGCUGGCAUGGCCCGCUAUGAUCUAUCGCCAGGCUAUGUUCGACUUGCACCCCAGGCGUCUCGCGAAUGCCAUCUUCUACUCGCUGGCUUUUGCAGCCUCACUAGGCUUGACUUCUUUCGUGGUGCAGACGCUGCGUGCGUGGAGCUGA